AUGGGUUCUUCAGACGAUGGUUACGACGACCCAUUUGCUGGAAUUUACGAGCCAUUUUCUGGGCUAAAUGAGAUGGAUUUUGAGUUGCACGGGAUUUACAUGGAUCAUGAACCACGACAGGAGUUUGUAUCAAGGCUUGAUAAAUGUAAGGAUCAUUUUCUUAACAUUCUACUUUGUGAUGCGAACAUUAGAAAUGCAAGUAUGACUGAUGAGAUGAAAGAUCGAGUGGACCAUGGUAAUGAUUUGCAAAAUGAUGAGGAGGCAGAGGAAGAAGUGACUAACAAAUACAGAAUACACGAUCCAAAUGUUAGGUGGGAUAUGAUGGAACCUAAGUUAGGGGACGCGUUCGAAUCACCUGCACAACUGAAAUUCUGUGUGACAAACUAUGCAGUAAAUGGAGUGUACCAAAUAUACUUUCAGAAGAAUGACAAUAGAAGAAUUGUUGCAAGAUGUGGUAAGAGACAUGAAGAUAAUAAAUGCCCUUUUAGAAUUUAUGCAGCAUGGAUGUACAAUGACAGAACCUUUCAGGUUAAAGCAAUGAAUUCUGAGCAUCUUUGUUCUAGAGUGUUUAAAUUUGGGUCUAUUGUUAACCCGGAAUGGAUUGGAAGACACUAUGUAACUGAGAUAGAAAAUAAGCCUAAAGUUAAACUUAGGGAGAUGAUCAGUGACAUCAAACAAAGAUAUAGAUGUGUGGUAUCUAUAGGACAGGUUAGAAGGGCAAAACAGUGGGCAAAAGAACUGAUUGAGGGUAAAUUAAAUGAACACUAUGCAAGAAUUUGGGAUUAUGCCCAAGAAUUAUUGAGAUCAAACCCUGGGUCUACAUGCAAAGUUGGUGUUACUAACAAUCCAGAUGAUAAGAAUUAUUUUAAAAGGUUUUGCAUAUGUUUCAAGGCUUUAAGUGUUUGCUGGAAAAUACAGUGUAGGAAGGUAAUAGGGUUGGAUGGAUGCUUCCUAAAGGGUCAGGUAAAAGGUGAAUUACUCACAACCAUAGGUAGAGAUGCUAAUAACCAAGUGUUCCCAAUAGCUUGGGUUGUUGUUGAUGUGGAUAACAAGGAUAAUUGGACCUGGUUUCUGGAGCUUCUGAAGGAUGAUAUUGACCUUGGUACUGGUGUAGAUUUGGUUGUUAUUUCUGAUCAACAUAAAGUAAGUUCCCUUAUAAUUAUAGUAUACUUCAAUUUGAUUAUUUCAAUAUGGUUAUAA
Messenger RNA from Lactuca saligna, 1200 nucleotides. NCBI's taxonomy places the organism in Eukaryota, Viridiplantae, Streptophyta, Magnoliopsida, Asterales, Asteraceae. The record is from the annotation of a GenBank genome assembly.